AGAUAACCACGACAUCUGCAUUCACUUACCCCUCGCUCCCCCGUUCUACUCUGCUCUGCGUGAGUGCAUAACGACACAUUAAACCAACCUAGGGUUUGCAUGAUUGUUGACUGGACUAGACUGGUGCACUGCUCUGCACCGCCCGCGCUGCGCUGUAAUGCACGAUACUUCGUUUGCAAGCCCAGCAGCCCCCUCGCCCUUCCACGGCCACGACAAAGACGCCAUCGUCUCCGCCUGGCUCCAAGACCUCGUUGACGCCAUCACAUCGCCGCCUGGUCUCCUGUCUCCGCCACCAUCGCCAACCUCGACCUUCCCCCACAAGCGAAAGGCCGGAUCGCGCUCCUCCUCGUCGACCGCCAAGCCCCAAAACCCCAAGCGCCAGGCCGUGACCGGCGCACCGAUGAUGGAGUCGCAACAAGAUCCCAAGACACCACGAAAGAGCAGACGGCUCGCCGUUGCCAAAGACAUUGCUGGCGGCGGACAUCUUCGCGAUGACACGUCGUCCAGCGCCUCCGACAACGACAACGAAGACGGCAACGACGCUGAAAAUUAUCUCGGCUCGCCCACCCCGACAAGGCUCCAGAGACCGCCGGCGGCUGUCUCAACCGUCACGAUCCCUUCUCACCCGCACACGGCUUCGUCCGCAUAUGCCGCCGCCAUCGAGAGCCGCGCCGCCGCGUCGAUGGCUAACCCCCCAUCGCUUCCCGCCCCCUCCGAGGCGGCCAGCAAGACAAGACUGCGCAGCCCUGUUAGGGGCAUGGCCAACCUCGAGUUCGCUGAUAAGCCCGUCAAGGUGGUAGACCUCGUCGACCCCAGCCAGAUUCCAAACGACGUUUCUUCUCUCUUCCGAGAGAUCAAACGGAUAAAGGCAGGAAGAGGCGUCGUGCCAGAAUCCCUGCGACACGACGUGGAGCAAGAGAUUGCCGUAACCACACCGUUCGAACCGGAGCUCGAGGACCGGAACCUAGACACGACGCCGACAGUGCGAACGCACAACAACCUGCUGUACGAGCUGGCUACCCUGGGCUGGGUGGUACGCGAUACAAGGGAGGCCCUCAACCACCAGCGCUCAGAGGCGCACUGGAACGAGCGCGUCCACUCGCCCAUCUUGGUUGCCGCCGUCGAGAGGGACCGGAACACGCCAGGCCUCGCGGGGGACCUGGGCACCAGGGUCUUCAACUCGACGCAGGCUACCAUUGCGCCGGUGUGCAUACCGCGCCACGCCGAGGGACUGAACCUCGAGGCCAAGAUGGUCGACUACUGCAUCUGCGUCUCGGACCCCUCCGUCCAACGCGCAGCGCGAGAGGCCGUCACCUCCGCGGCCCGCGACGCCAGGCGCCACAGUUCCAGGCGGCCGCCGCCAUCGAGCCGCUCCGCCAGCGUCUCCUCCAGCAUGUCCGCCGCGUCCAGCGCCGCCGGCUCGGCCAGGCAGGUCAAGGACCACCCGCUCCCGCAAUCUGUAAACCACACCGAAUACGCGCCCCUCUGCCUCAGCCCUAUUGCCGUGAGCAUCGAGACUAAGAAGCCCGGUGGCUCCGAAGACGAGGCCAGGGCUCAGCUGUCGGUGUGGGUCUCGGCGCAAAUGGUCCGCCUGCACCAGCUGCUCGGACCUCAACCCGUCGGCAUCACCCUCCCCUUGUUGUGCGUUACCGGCGCGUCGUGGGAGAUGCUGUUCGCUGUCGAGAAAGCCGAUCACCUCGAGAUUCUCCCCUCGUUUCGCUUCGAUGGGGCGACCAGCACACUUCUCGGUUGUUACCAGAUCAUCGGCCUGCUGCGCGCCCUCAGGGAGUGGAGCGAGACGGUGUUCCAGGAGUGGUUCCUCGGAGCAGUCCAGGCCGCAUAAGCGAUGACGGCGUAUAACUAACACCAAUAACAACCAUGGCAACCAGGACGAAAUCCUGCAGAAUGGACUUUCUCGGGCGCGCAGCCCAGAAUUUCCAAGGCCUGCCUCCCGCCGUUUCGGCUACGACACCUUUGUAGCCGUCGUUGCCCCGAUGCAUGAGGAACAGGCGACGUCCCGCACGAGCUCUGUCGUAAAAUGCCAGCAGCCUGUCACGGAGACUGCUUGUCAUGGCUGGCCGGCGGUGGAAAAACCGGCCAACGAUGACAAGCCGGCGAGGAUUUCUGCGUGCCGCCUCCAUCAACUAACUGGCCACAUGCAUCUUCUGACCAUUUCUUCCGACCGCGUACUUUUUCCAAUCACACUUGGUCAAACGAUCAUCACUUCCAUGUUGGAGGAGGUUGCUUUGUCAUUCUGGACACCAGUGGGAAAUGCAUCAUGCAUCAUUAGAGGGACGCUUGGAUUCCUGGUCGAUAUAGUUCCUGCCCCAAGGAUGGCCGCGGCCUGAAGUCGUGACGGGUUUGAAGGGUAGGAAUUGCGACAUGGUGUCUUUGAACCCCAUGGCAGCAAAAUAGCUAUAGGUAUCUAUCCAUAUGAAUGCGCUGGCAGGGGCAAGCGUGACACGGCGUGGUCUGAAGCGGCGGGAAAUUUAUCCCAUCAAGUACCACUUGACGCCAUUUUUGCCAAGGGCGGGGUAGAGCCAAUAAGAAACUGUGAAUCUAUUGAGUUAACCAAUAGGGUUACAGUACCUCUAUUUGUUGGUAACAGGUAUCCGUAUAUACGGUGGGGUGAAGCAACGAAGACUCGUUAUAUUGGUCUACUGAUGAUAUUGCUUAGUGAGUGGAAUAAAUGGGAGGUUAUUGCCACGGCCGUCAGAGGUCGAUAUGUAGCCUUCCGGGCACACGAGUCAUCCGGCCCGCGGCCGGAC
Messenger RNA from Colletotrichum destructivum, 2768 nucleotides. Its product is annotated as Putative PD-(D/E)XK nuclease. Bases 158 to 1843 code for a protein of 561 amino acids. The record is from RefSeq and is a predicted model, not a curated record. NCBI's taxonomy places the organism in Eukaryota, Fungi, Ascomycota, Sordariomycetes, Glomerellales, Glomerellaceae. The transcript is spliced from 2 exons.